This is a messenger RNA of Labeo rohita (rohu), 3686 nucleotides long. It is a transcript of the gene hps3, whose product is annotated as HPS3 biogenesis of lysosomal organelles complex 2 subunit 1. Gene Ontology annotation, cellular component: cytoplasm. The record is from RefSeq and is a predicted model, not a curated record. Gene Ontology annotation, biological process: organelle organization. Lineage: Eukaryota; Metazoa; Chordata; Actinopteri; Cypriniformes; Cyprinidae.
AAAUCCCGUUGUCAGGCGAACUGUCGCUCUGUCACGUAUGCUUUGUUUACACAGCUCUUCCGUGAUUCCGCACAGACAUGUAGACCGCAGACCCCGUCGCAGAAAUGGUUCACGUCUAUAACUGCCACCCGUUCGCGUCUCAGCACAUCGUCGCGGCGGAGCAGGAGCCCGGGCUGGUGUGCUGCAGCGGCGGGGCGCUGUUCGUCGUGAGCGCCGGAGGCUGCAAGAUCGAGGCGUAUAACCUGCAGCAGGAGGGAUGUCCGCUCAUAUGCCGCUUCAGCAGCAUGGGCUCCGUGCUCAGCAUCCGACACAGCGCCGUGGGGGACUACCUAGUGACCAUUGAGGAGAAGAACAAGGCCACAUAUCUCAGGGCCUACACUAACUGGAGGUACCAGGCUGCAGAGAAGACGCGUGUUGGGGUGCGUCUGUUGGGUCACCUCCUGCGGGGCUCGUCCUUCCGUGGAACUCCUAAAGAGCAGAUGGAGAUCAUUGAAAUCCCUCUAUUUGAGCCGCCGCUGUGUAUGGCAUGCUGCAGUAUUACUGGUGAUCUUCUAGUUGGCUGUGCCAAGAGUCUGGUGGUCUUCAGUCUGAAGCGACAGACGCUGAGCGAGCAGCUCUCUGUGCUGGACUUUGAGAGGGUCCUUAUUCUUCAUAUCCAGGGCUGGAGUCCGUCUCAGGUGGCCUUCUGUGCUGGAUACGUAGCCCUUCAGACGGAUCUGGAGAUCCUGGUGGUAAAACUCACCCCGCGGCAGAAGAGCAGCCAGGCUGCAGAUGAACACGCACUGCUACCUGAAGAUAUCAUGACUGAAACCAGCUUAGAUGAAGAUGCAGAGAUGACAAAAGAUGGAUUCAGCCCGCUUCACGAGCAAGAGGACUUCUUUCUGUUCCCAAAGCAUCAGGAGAUGUUGGGUAAUGACGCCCAGGAGUGCGGCAUCUCUUUAGUCCUGGAGUGGACUGGUAUGGAGGCAGAUAGCCGAGGGGACAUGAGUGUAGUUUACGUCUUAUUCAGGAGGUUUGCGCCUGAUUUCUUUCAAGGUUGCAGCGUUGAGGAGACACACUUGCAUUCCCUGCAGCUCCGCCCUAUGUUUAGUGGUAAACAGGAAGAAGCCUCCAUCUCCAAACGUGGGGAACCUACGUGUAUGUUUGUUUUCUUCUCCUUGCCGAACACCGGCUACAUGUACAGCUUGAAGAACACAGUGGAGCUCAUGUCCACGUAUCAGUACCCAGAAAAGGCCCAUCAGGCUGUGCUGAGUGACCAGUUCCUCUACGUCAUCACCAGGAAUGCUCUCCAGUGUUUCACUGUCAGAUGCAGUGCGGUAGCGGCUCGGGUCGAUGACCCAUACAUCGACACCACCAUGAAGGCCUGUCCUCCCAUCACAAUGGAGGUGUGCGCUUUGAGGAUCCAGCUCUUCAUUGGACUGAAGAUUAUCUGUCAGGACGGAAAUCAUAUCGUUCUCCUCACGGCAGCAGAUGUGGACAGCAAAGAGGACACUGAGAGACCAGCCCGCAAAAACACAUCCAGGAAGACGUCUGUCUGCAAAGCCACAGAGCCGGCUGACAGCGGUCACGGCUGGAACCUCUACGUGAUCAGCUCUGUGUCCACACUGCAGCUCUACAGAGAAAUAGUGGAAUACAGUAAGCGAUACGAGCAGUCGUUGUCUCAUAGUUGCAUUCACCUGCUGAGUGAGGGUCACCUGCUCCUGCGGACGGCACUGCUCAGCCUGCAGGACUGCGAUUCUGCCGAGAGAGCGCAGCUGCAGGAGGCCUUUCAGGAGAGCUGUGCUCAUUUAGGAGACUGCUUCAGCAGGUUUGAUAAGAAGGACUGUCAUUUGGCUCUUCCAUACUAUAAGAUGUCAGGCCUCACUGUGACGGAUGUUAUCAAGAGGAAUAUGUCCAUGAGCGGCAUCUCAAACGGUUACGGCAAAGGGUUUAUCUUCUUCCUGAAGCAUUCGAUCUAUGAGGAAACCAUGGAGGAGCUUAGCAAGGACAUGGCUGAUAAAGUCCUGGACAUCUUUAGUGUGGCUGAGCCUGCUCAGCUUCCUCAUGUCGUGAGCAGUCCGUCCAUGCUGAACGCUGAUCCUGACAGUGCCAUGACCCACCUGAAACAGCUAGAAGACUCCGCCCCGUCCAUCACUCUGUCCCUGUGUACAGCCUCCCUGGCCCUGCGGAAGGGUGACCUGAACAGCUACAGGCAGCAGAUGGACCGCCACGCAGAGAUGCUGCAAGUGUACGGCUUCAUAGAAGAGCCCAAACUGCUGCUGCACGGCAGAGGGAAGGCCGUGCUGCCCACCAUACUGGCUCAGCACUUGCGUGACACACAGGAGGGUCUGCUGGUGGCGGCGGUCGUAGCGCUGCAUGAGAACAGCAAGAUCAGACUGGAGGAGGCCGAUGUCUUCUUCCAGGAGCUGUGUAAGGAUGGUGUGGAGGUUGACAGCAGUCCCCAGUUACUGGUGGAUUUCUGGGAGGCUCUGUUAGUAGCGUCCUCUCAUGAAUCCAUCAUACAAGAGCUGCUGUUUCGUCUCACAUCUGUCUACAUCGACCGUAUCACACGCAGAGAUCAUUCCGGCAUCAGAGCCCUUAAAACGGCAGAGGAUCUGAUAAACUCCUGCUCUCAUUAUGGGAUGUUGUAUCCUUGGGUGAGCAUCCUGACACCUGUCCAGUUCAACAUCAACCAUGACCACCAGGAGGACCUGCACAAACUUCAGUCACUGCUGUGCGGCCCAACGUUGGAGGUCUCGUCCAUCCUGCCUCUGCUGGAGCAGCUGUCCGAAUCUGACAACACCGGACUCAGCGUGCACGUGCUCUGCGCCACCAAACUAGGCCAACACGAGAGAUCCAUCGUCAGACUUCUAGACCGAUGUCCGCAAGCCAUCAUCUCCUACGCCAACAAUGAGCUACAGAAUGACAAACUGUCUCUGUGGUGGCAGAAGCUUUUCCCUGAGGUCUGUGACAGGAUAAGGAAAACAGGAAAUGACACUGUUCUUCUCUCAGCACUCAAAGAAACUUUGGUUGUGGCGUCCAAGGAGUUGAACCCACUGGAGUUCCUGGACUUGUUGCCGGAUGAUGGAACGGCUCAUUUCUUCCUGCCACAUCUACUUGAAUGCAGCCAAUGAAAUCUCACAACAUUUAGCAUUUAUUUGAGACAAUCAGUCAAUCAACACUAAACCUGUUUAAAGACAAAUUCUGGAUCUACAGUCUUCCUGCUGCUUUGAAUGCUGAUAGCCAAAAAAUAGCUUGUUCAUCUCAUUAUUCAUGUGUGACUGCUGUUAACAUGAUCAGAUAGGAGGUACGUUACAAUCAUUCAUAUAUUCAGGAAUAUUAUAAGUUUACUUUAAAAACAAGGACUCUUCUUGUUAUCAGAACAAAUAUAGACUACAGUAUCUCUCUUUUUUAUUAUUAUUGUUAGGCUUGUAUUGUUUUUGUUUGAAUGUUUGUCAGAUAUGUGUGUGCACAUUAUCCAUGCAGCUGUCAUCUCAUUUCAUCUCAGAAUGAACAUUAUAAAGUGUCCUUUUUAGUUUUUGUAUUAAAUUAUAUUCAAAUACAGAAUCUUGUGUGCAGCUCAUUUUGUAAACAUUCUUGUCUGUUUUACUUUUCUAUUUAUAUUUUAAAGCUACUGUAACAAAAUUCAUGUCUUUUACUACUUUCUUACAAAAUCAACCCUAUUUAAUGUCUUCUUUCUUGAUCUU